UGCAGUGGCUAGUAUUAUGUGUCAACUUGUCUAAGCUGUAGUGCUCAGCUGUGUGGUCAAACAGUAGUCUAGAUGUUGCUGUGAAGGUGUUUUGUAGACGUGAUCAACAUUUACCAUCAGUUGACUUUAAGUAAAGCAAUUUAACUUCCAUAAUGUGGAUGGGCCUCAUCCAAUUAGUUAAAGGUGUUAAGAGAAAAGACCAAGGUUUCUUGGAAAAGGAAUUCUCCCACAAGACUAACAUAAUAAUGUCGUGUGAGUUUCUAGCCUGCUGGCCUGCCUUCACUGUCCUGGGGGACGCUUGGGGAGACCAGGUGGACUGGAGUAGACUGUUGAGAGACGCUGGUCUGGUGAAGAUGUCCAGGAAACCACGAGCCUCCAGCCCAUUUUCCAACAACCACCCACCAACACCAAAGAGGUUCCCAAGACAACCCGGAAGGGAAAAGGGACCCGUCAAGGAAGUUCCAGGAACAAAAGGCUCUCCCUAAAAGACCACCGCUUCAAAAAAAACCUGAGGAAUGGAGUGGGUCAACACUAUCCAGCCACUCUGACCAGCCGAACGAGGAACUCAAUCAAAAUGCACCACAGCAGGACCACAAGGGCAAGGAGACCACCACCUUCUCCAGUGCUUCCUUGGGCGCCAGUAAUUCCUGGGCAAGGCCAGAGACUUCAAGUCUAUCUGAAAAGUCUCCAGAGGUCUAACCUCAGAUAAAUAGCCAACAGGGUGUAAAAUAAAUAGAGUACAUUUUACACCCCAAAGGGUAUGCCCCAUGGUGAUGGAAAUAAAAUGAACAUGUUGUAAAA
Messenger RNA from Pongo pygmaeus (Bornean orangutan), 801 nucleotides. Its product is annotated as chondrosarcoma-associated gene 2/3 protein-like. The record is from RefSeq and is a predicted model, not a curated record. The coding region runs from base 153 to 485 and encodes 110 amino acids. Lineage: Eukaryota; Metazoa; Chordata; Mammalia; Primates; Hominidae. The transcript has 2 exons.